GAAUUCCAAUGGCAGAUUCGGAGUGGCCGACGAACUCUGCGCCGGAGCACUCCACUCCGGCGGAGGGUAACCGAAGGAAAUCUGCCAAUGGAACACAGGCGCUCCCUCCGGAGCAAAUGGUAGGGGGCGCUAGCGCACAUCCGCUUCCGGAAGCGCCCAGCAUUCCUUGCGUUUCGCGCUGUUUUCCCCAACCUGUUCGGCAUGAACUCGCGCGCGAGGUGUACGUGAAAAGAAGUUCCGUUUUGAAUUUUUGCUUCCUUUUUGAAUUUUUGCUUCCUGUGUUCCGAUGGAAGUCACACCGCGUGCAAGUGUCCUCCUCUUGUCGAUGGUGAACCGGGCACGUACCGACGCGGAAGUCUCAGAUCCUGGAAGCAGUGUGGACGAUCUACAGCAGCAUGGAGCCACGGGACCAAGCCAGAGGACCAGCCGCCGCAGUGCAGCUUGCGAAUGGACGGAGGGCGAAACGAAAUUGAUGCUUGAUUAUUAUGAGCAAUAUUUCCCCCAGGUGGGACCCAUGAAGAAAUUUAGAAAUAAAAAGGAAAUGUUUGGCCGCAUCGCGGAAACCCUCAAUAAAACAAUGGGCAUAACGAGGACCGGAGAACAAUGCUGCAGUCGCUCUAAGACUCGAUGUGCCAUACGACGAGGAGCUGGCCAAGAUAGCUGCUCUAACCGACAGCGUUGA
Molecule: messenger RNA, 682 nt
Organism: Dermacentor silvarum
Lineage: Eukaryota; Metazoa; Arthropoda; Arachnida; Ixodida; Ixodidae
Exons: 4
Coding region: 287-682 (131 amino acids)
Source: RefSeq, a predicted model, not a curated record